CGAACAGUUAACCAAGGAAAUAAGCUCAGCUCAAGCGUCUGUUGCUGAAGUUAUUCCACUGAUCGCAGCACUGAAGCGCCUGCUUGGAAAAGAGGCGGAAACAGAUCAUGGCGUAAAAACAGCUAAAAAAACUCUACUGGAGGCUGUUAACAAACGCUUCCAAGACAUUGAGUCCAACCCUCUUUACGGCAUUGCAACAAUAUUAGAUCCACGCUUUAAAGACCAUUACUUUGACGAUGAGAAAAGGCAGGAUGUACGCGAAAUGGUGCAAACAGAGCUUACGGCUCUUGAAACCUCUUGUGAAGCACAAGCCGCGACGGGGAGAACAGAGCAAACUGUGCCUGAGAAACGGUCACGUACAAGUGAUGAGGCGCACAUUCCUUCGCUUUCUGAUAUGUUUGACGAAAUUUUACAGGAAAGCGUCCCAACCCACAGCGGUGUAAGAGCAAGCGCAGCCUCACAAGAAGUAGCAACCUAUCUAGCUGAACUACCCAUUGGCAGAAGUGACAAUCCACUUGACUACUGGCGCGCGAACAAAGAUCGCUUUCCUUUGCUUGCAUGGACUGCGCGCAAGUACUUAUCUGCCCCAAGCACCAGCACAGACAGUGAGAGAUUAUUCAGUGCAGCAUCUCAUGUUCUUGAUGAGAACAGAAAUCGUCUCUCCAGCCAGAAAGCUGAACAACUUUUGUUCAUAAAGAGAAAUCUGCCACUUUUGCUAAAAUAAAAGCAGCCUAAUUUGAUGUUGUUUAC
Molecule: messenger RNA, 750 nt
Organism: Polypterus senegalus (gray bichir)
Lineage: Eukaryota; Metazoa; Chordata; Cladistia; Polypteriformes; Polypteridae
Product: zinc finger BED domain-containing protein 4-like
Exons: 1
Coding region: 263-724 (153 amino acids)
Molecular function (GO): protein dimerization activity
Source: RefSeq, a predicted model, not a curated record